Molecule: messenger RNA, 645 nt
Organism: Saccharomyces eubayanus
Lineage: Eukaryota; Fungi; Ascomycota; Saccharomycetes; Saccharomycetales; Saccharomycetaceae
Gene: RCR1
Product: Rcr1p
Exons: 1
Coding region: 1-645 (214 amino acids)
Biological process (GO): vesicle-mediated transport
Cellular component (GO): intracellular membrane-bounded organelle
Source: RefSeq, a predicted model, not a curated record
AUGGGACUAAUUCUAUAUGAAUAUAAAGUAGUAGAACUGACGAGAAGGGCCGAUGCCAAUGACACCAGUAAAUACGUGGAUAGCGGGGGCUACUAUGGCUAUUCCUUUGGAUCUUCAUCAUGGCAGUGGGGACGGUGGAUUUUGUUUGUUUUAUUCAUUGCUGCUAUACUGAUAAUCAUAAUGUAUACGGCUUUGCUUAAUAAGAGAAGACGGAGGAUAGGGCGUGCUCCUAUAAGGGGUACUGCGUGGCUAACGCCUCCUUCAUACAGGCAGUCUCAGCAGCAACAAACCGGGACUAGGCAGCAACCCGCUGAUGAUUAUGUUCCUGAAUAUACAGAGACUGCCAAUGAACAUGACCUUGGGUACUACGACGAGCGAGGCGAGUUUCACCCUAAUGACAAGGUUGCACCCGCGCCUCCUGUGCAAGAGCUUUCGUCAGAGUCUGUUAACUCUUUGGAACGGCCUCCCGCUGCUGUGGUCCAUCAAACUAACUCUUCAGACAUGGAAGACGAUUUAACAAGACCGAAUAAUAGGCAAGUUCCGGUUGCAAGUGACAUGGGAGGUCAAACUCAGGAAUCUUUAGGGGUAAGCGGAACUCAGGAGAUCACACCGCCCGGGAGGGCAAAGCUGAACGCAAAUYAGUAA